Messenger RNA from Cydia fagiglandana, 2515 nucleotides. RefSeq lists its product as uncharacterized. The record is from RefSeq and is a predicted model, not a curated record. The coding region runs from base 1100 to 2515 and encodes 471 amino acids. Lineage: Eukaryota; Metazoa; Arthropoda; Insecta; Lepidoptera; Tortricidae. The transcript is spliced from 4 exons.
AUUAAAAUUCUAUAAAAUAUGAAAUAAACUUAAACCUAAAUAUAACUAUAAACUACUAUAAUACACAUUUCAUACUUAUUAUCUAAAAAAAAUAUAUACAAAAACCUUAAAAACUAAUAUAUACAAAAUAAAUCUACGAACAAACAGAAUUGACGACUGCAUUUGCUAUUAGGUAAAACUAGAUGCGAAUACAAAGGACUACGUCACCCGGCUCGCGAUAAGCGAUGUGCACCGGCCAGCUAAUGAGACACAUACGCGUCCGAGACAUUGCUACCACGGCUUUGACAGCGAGAGGUCAAAUCGACUAAAUUCAAAGAUACAAUUUUACAGUCAUGAUGUGACAAAUUUUUAAUAUGGUGUAAAAUUUAUUCUAAUAUUAAAUGUGUUAAGUUCCAGUAUUUCCCCAAAUAGGGGACCAAGUCUGGGGUUGGAGUCGGAACCUACCAACCUGAAUUCGCAUGCUCCGCUUCGUUCCGGAAGGUUCCCGUGCUGGAUCCGGAACCCUUUUUUUUUUGAAGACGGCCACCUCCAAGUUCAACGUUCUGCGACGUAGUGCAGGGAAGUGACCCCUAUCAAGGACUCGUUUCACCACUGUUAAUUGCCAGCUCAGAAAAGAUCCACGACCUUGUCUUUCCUUUAGUUUUUAUUUUUUUUUAAUUAUAUUUCGUAAAAUUUACUCUGGUUAGUUUUCUUUCGUCUCAUUUUGCAAUCUACCUACUUCAUGCGACGCUAAACGUCACAUUGGCGCCCAUACUGGUUAUUUCUGAGCUGUGCAUUAUUGAAGCAAGUCCUUGGCCUUUUUCUCCUCUUGGUUUUCAUUGGUGUUGGUGGCUUUCUAAUAUUAGCACUUGUAAUUCAUCUAGUUUUUAAGUCUGAUUUGAGCAGUUGUUUGGUACGUGGUUGUCAGUUUCUCACUUCAUAUAGUUAUAGCAAAAUUCUUGUUUUUUAAAAAAAAAAAAACACUACACUUCACUUAUUCCGAUUUAAAAUAAUUUUAAAAUUCUAUCGUAUCUCACAUUCCACUUACUUAGCAACUAAACCUAACUGCUUUUUAAUCAAUUGUAAUCAAAACGCACACCCUUUACGUUAAGAUUUAAACAUGUCGUACCCAAUUAAAUAUUUGUCACUACAAAAAGCUGAGCUUGAAUAUGAGGUGAUCCUUAGAGGUGGUUCAACUGGUUCGGUACAGGACCUCCGAAGCCAGAUAGUAAAAUUGGCCAUACCUCCUGAGGACAUUUUGGAAUCACAUUUAGAGCCUGCGGUUGACCUUGAUGCUGUUAAAGACAGUCUAACAAAAUCCCAAACGAUGCUAGCAUCCCUCAAAUCUAAAUUUGAUAAGACCCUGUUCUUGCGUACCGAAAAUCUACUACACCACAUAUAUCACAGACUAAGGCGUAUCUCAAACGUUAGUGCCACGUUAGUUGACCAGCACAAAAAUUAUUGCACUACCUUUAACAACCAAUACAAAGAAAUUACGACGUUGAGGCCGGCAUCAACCUCAAAUGCAAAUGCAGUCUCAGUUUUGGAACCUGAAGCUACGGCGGUACUCCACUGUGAUCGUAACCUGACUUCUGACUUGGCAAAACUAAAGUACUCUGGAAAAGCCUGCGUUUUUUCUUUCAUUCAAAGAGUUGAAGAAUUCGUAGAGGUUAGGAAUAUAUCAAAGGAUCGUGUAUUGAAGUUUGCCUACGAGAUUUUCACUGAUGACGCAUUACAUUGGUUCCGUUGCAAUAAAGAAAGUUUUCAAAGCUGGGACGAUGUCGUCGUCCUAUUAAAAAAAGACUUUAGUCCAAAGAAUUACGACUAUCGCCUGACUAAUGAAAUAAAAUCUCGUACGCAAGGGGAACAAGAAAACAUUUCUAUUUACUUGUCUAUUAUGCAUGGCAUGUUUGCGCGAUUGGUUAAAUCGUUGUCUGAGGAAGAAAAACUCGAAAUUAUCUUACAUAACAUCCGGCCAUGUUAUGCCAGCACCCUAGCCGCUUCACCUGAGAUCAAGGACCUAAAGACAUUAAAAACCCUUUGCACAAACUAUGAGGACAUUCAGUCACGCUUAUCCUUGUUUCAUGAACCGCCUAGGGUGACUUCUGAGACUCUAGCCCCAGAAUUUGCCUACACUAAAUAUCAUAAAAAUAAUAACUACUACACAAAUAAAAACUACCAAAAUACAAAUUCAAAUGAAAAACAGAAAAACUACUAUAAUCAAAACAAAUAUCCUAACUACUCGAGCUCUUACAACUACAACAAAUCUAAAACUACAGAGGAAAAGCCUACUACUACUAAUGCUGUACAAGCGACAGCAAACAGUACAAAAAAUGUCAACACUGCUAGUAACUCGCAUCAAACCCACAUCUUGAAGGCCUACGUCGUACCAGAAGUCGAAAACUCCUUGAUAUUAGGCAUGGACUUCUGGAGAAUUUUCGAAUUGUUUCCUAAAAAACUAGAUUCCAUACCGGUAAUGCUGUUCCUGUUCGACAAAGAUACUACAGAAUGUCUCCUGAAAAACAAAGAAUACUAA